Prorocentrum cordatum is the source of this 1290-nucleotide messenger RNA. The record is from the annotation of a GenBank genome assembly. Lineage: Eukaryota; Dinophyceae; Prorocentrales; Prorocentraceae.
AGCCUGGGACGCCGGCGCCGUGCGCCUCGGCCCCCCCCGGGGGUGCUGCCGCCAUGGCGGCGUCCAAGGUCGUCGCGGCCGCUGCGGCCGUGCUUGCGAUGGCCGCCAUGGCGCCCGCGCUCUCGGCGGCGUUCGCCGGCCCGGCGGGCUCCCCGCUGGCCGGCUCGCUCGGCGUCGGCCCGCUCUCCGGGCCGCGGGUGGGCGCGGCGGCGGCGACGCAGCGCGUGGACCCCGCCGAGUUGCAGACGCCUGGUGCUGCUUCGGCCGCAGCGGUGGCGGCUUGUGUCCUGGCGCUCGCGAUGGGCGCUCGCAGGCGCCAGCAAACACCUCGAGGGCUUGUGCGAAUGCACGCCGGAGCCCGCGCGAUGAGGGACACGGAGCGGAGGGCGAAGGGGGUCUUCAACCACCGCACGGAGAGGAUAGAGUGGUAUGAGUGUGGCAUGGACACUAGCCAGGCAAAGAGGGUCGAGCACCAUCCGAAAGGCAUGAGGGGCUGGAAAGAUGACAAGUGCAUGUACGAGCCGAUGAAGCCACCAGCCCGCCAAGCCCUGGGACGCAUCUUCGAUCCCAUCUGCGUGUUCAAGCAGAAGGAGUUCCGUUUGUCGUCUCCAGCCAGCUUGGACUUCAAGGAGAUCAAAGAGACUGCAACGUACAUGGUCCCGAAGGACACCUCUGAGAUUGUCACACCAGCCAAGGUGCCUGAGUUCCUCCAGGUCAGAGUCCCGAGCAUCAUGGAGCGGUCCUUAGGGGCGAAGCGUCCGCCGCAGGACGACGCCGAGUAUGCGGAGUACGCCGACAAGAAGUGCACACUCGCCGACGCGGCGACGAAGGUGAUCCCCGACAGUUUCAGCCACGACUUCGUCGCAGACCGCGCAGCGCUCCUGGCGCUGCUCGAGUGGGGAAGCGGCACGCUGACUCCAAUGCUGAGAAAGGAGGGCCAGCAGAAUAACCCCAUAGACAUCGUGAAGAUCUCCAAGACCGACGGGGGCAAAGCCCUGGUGCUUGAUUGCUUGUACGACAAGAUGAACCUUUACGCCGAGCAGCCCCAAAAGAGGAGCAAGUUCAACCCCGCCGAGAGACCUUUAGGGGGAUUCAAGGAUGCCCUGCACCUCUACGUUACUGGUGACCAGACAAAGAACUGGAACAUAAAGGGCUAUAGCCAGCACGUGAAGGAUCACAACCUGCCGAAGUGCUACAAGUUCUUGGACGUUCCGAUCGAUGGGCUCAAGCUCACAGUGCGCGCCCCGAAGACUCACGUCCACAAGGGGAGAAGAUACCUGGACGAGGAGG